Molecule: messenger RNA, 2565 nt
Organism: Perca flavescens (yellow perch)
Lineage: Eukaryota; Metazoa; Chordata; Actinopteri; Perciformes; Percidae
Gene: amh
Product: anti-Mullerian hormone
Exons: 7
Coding region: 132-1745 (537 amino acids)
Biological process (GO): gonad development
Molecular function (GO): growth factor activity
Source: RefSeq, a predicted model, not a curated record
GAUAUUCCUAUUUGGGCAGCGUGUUCGUGAGAAGCGAAGGUGGGAGAAUAUAACGCCCUUCCUCAUGAGCCAUUCAAAACAAGCGACUGAGAAAGGUCUGACCACACAGGCACGUGUACACACAGUGAAGUAUGUUGUUUUUGGAUGUCUUCUACUGUGGAGCGUUGAUGCUCUGCUGCACAAGGCUCUGUGUGGCCCUGCAUGUCUGCCAUGGACAGCAGCUGAUCCCGGCCCACCACCCCCCACUGACAGAGCACACCUUCCCACCAACAGAGACCUCGUCAGCCUCCACAGUCUCUCAUCACGUCUUUCACAACGCACCAUGCUUUGUGGAUGACAUAUUCGCAGCGCUGUGUGAAGGCGUUGGGAGAGACGGUGAACUCACGAACCGCACUUUGACUCAGUUUGGAAUCUGCUUAGGAUCUGAUAGCUCAUCGGACUCAGUCUUAUUACAGCUUGCUAAGGAAACGAGCAGAAACCAGAGAAACGGAUUGGAGGUUUUGCAUCCAACCGGAGUGCUCUUGGCAGAGGAAGAUAAGAGAGGAAUGCUCACGUUGACCUUUGACCUCCCACGGUCUCCUCUGGUCAAGCUGAACCCUGUGCUGCUGUUGGCGUACGAAAGUCCCCUCACCGUGACCGGAGGAAACCUGGAUGUCACUUUCAAUGGUCAGUGGCUGCAUCCCAACACACAGUCUGUGUGCAUUUCAGGAGAAACGCAGUACAUCAUGCUGACAGGAUCAGCAUCAGAAGCCAACAUUCACCAGAAAUGGAGGAUUUCUGUCGAGACAAAAACCCCUGAUAUGAACCAAAGCCUAAAAGACAUCCUUAUUGGUGGAAAACCCGGAAGUAAAAUCAGCAUGACUCCACUUCUGCUUUUCUCUGGGGAAAGAGGAACCGAUACAAGAUAUACACACACUUCAGGUUCAUCCCCGGCCUCUUCACAGACCUCCUUCCUCUGCGAGCUGAAGCGGUUCCUGGGUGACAUCCUGCCUCAGGAGCUGCCCGAGUCCCCUCCGCUCCGGCUGGACUCCUUACAGUCCCUGCCUCCUCUGACGCUAGGCCCUUCCUCCAGCGACACCCUGCUGGCAGGACUGAUCAACUCCUCCUCCCAAACCAUUUUCUCCUUCACUAGCCGUGGCUCCGCGGUUCAGGUGCAUCGUGGAGAAUUGGCCUUGUCUCCUGCACUGCUGGAGGAGCUCAGGCAGAGGUUGGAGCAGAGUGUGAUAAAGAUGAUGGAGGUCAUACGGGAGGAGGAGGAGGAGGUGGGUCACAGAGCCAUGCCGAGGCUAGGAAGGCUCAAAGAACUCAGUGCGUUUCCAAAGAAGGAACCGGCAGCAGGAGAGAGCCAGUACCGGGCAUUUCUUCUGCUGAAGGCCCUGCAGACGGUGGCCCGUGCAUAUGAGUUGCAGAGAGGACUGCGGGCCACCAGAGCUGGCCCCAACAACCCAGAGGGGGGCAACAUAUGUGGGCUGAGGAGCCUCACUGUGUCUCUUACAAAGAUUGUUACGGGUCCAAACACUGCCAACAUCAACAACUGCCACGGCUCUUGUGCUUUCCCCCUGCCCAGUGCCAACAACCACGCCGUCCUGCUCAACUCCCACAUUGGGAGUGGGAAUGUGGACGAGCGGGCGCCGUGCUGUGUGCCUGUGGCCUACGAAGACCUGGAGGUGGUGGACUUUGCCGAUUAUGGGACUUCCAUUACCAUUAAACCAAAUAUGGUGGCAAAAGAGUGCGGAUGCCGCUAAAGCUGUUUUCUUAACACUUCCCAUGGCCUGUUUGACUUUUGCUGGCAAAUGAGCGUGGGGCUCCGAGUGCUGGCAACGUGAAGGGAAAGCCAAACACCGUUCAUCUGCGUAUACUACCCACCCUACAAUGACACAAAGCUGGUUGAAAAUCAACAGUUUGCCUUUAAUUGUUACUUAAUUGUCAUUUAUUCAAUCACACAGUAUCAAUACACUGGUAGUAAAUGCACAUGUUAAUUCAGACAUCUCUUUAAGCUAUACUUUCACAUAUAUAGACAAUGUCUUAUUUGCAUUAUUCUCACACUUAGAACUAAUAAUUUUUAUUCAAACCAAAAGAAGUUAAAUAUGAGUAUUAUCAUCUCCCUCUGUAAAUAUUUAAUUUUUAUUAUCUAAGAAGUAAUUUGAAUAAAAAGCCAUUGUUUAUUCAGGGCAAACCUCUUAUCAUCCAGAAGACCACUUUUUUGUGCUUUAAUUAAGAUUUCAGUUAUCAUAGAAAGCAUUGUCAUGUCACACCACUAGCCAACUCAACCUCCCAGAUCAAUAUAAAUCAUUGUUCAGUACUUGUCUUAAUGUCUGUAUGUUUUAAAACUGUCCAAAUGUCCUAUGGCUUCAUGUAAUGUUUUAUGCACCAAUAAAAAAAGAAUAUAUUGUUCUAAAACUACCAAAUUGUUAAUAACUUGAUGACUGCUGAUGACAAUAUAAGAUUAUGUUACAAUGUGGUAGUAAGUGACAUUUCUAUAUUAGUGAUAAUGAUAGAUUUUGAUUUAAAAUAUGUAUUAAAUGUCAUAAACAUUUCUGAAUAAAUCAUGUCCUGCCCAACAAA